This is a messenger RNA of Camponotus floridanus (Florida carpenter ant), 1980 nucleotides long. It is a transcript of the gene Patsas, whose product is annotated as probable protein S-acyltransferase 23. Bases 43 to 1692 code for a protein of 549 amino acids. The record is from RefSeq and is a predicted model, not a curated record. The transcript has 8 exons. Lineage: Eukaryota; Metazoa; Arthropoda; Insecta; Hymenoptera; Formicidae. Gene Ontology annotation, cellular component: Golgi membrane. Gene Ontology annotation, molecular function: palmitoyltransferase activity; protein binding. Gene Ontology annotation, biological process: protein palmitoylation.
GGUGCGGCGCGAUCCGUAUGGGAACUAAGUCCCGAUCCCGACAUGGUCGGGCAUCUACCGAACAAUCUGAUAUCCAGCCAUCAGAAUCACGGUUCGGGCAAAAACACACGGGAAAGGAACCGUCCCGAUGACAAUGUCUAUGCCGAUGAGGCCGCGACUGGUCAGAGUCCCACCAACGAAACUAAACAAAUCUUUGAGCUGCUCAGAGCCGGUGAAAUCGAGGUGGUCGAGGAAUUGGUGGAAGGGAACGGAUUGAACGUGCUCAGCGCGAGGGAUGAAUGGGGAUAUACGCCUGCUCAUUGGGCUGCCUUGGAUGGCAAUAUUGAAGUCAUGAGAUAUUUGAUAGAACGGAGCGGUCCCGUCGAUUUACCAUGUCUCGGUACGCAAGGACCCAGACCGAUACAUUGGGCCUGUCGAAAAGGUCACAGUGCGAUAGUGCAAUUGCUUUUAAAGGCGGGUGUCGCGGUCAACACCGCCGAUUUUAAGGGCUUGACACCUCUGAUGACCGCUUGUAUGUUUGGCAAAUUCGCGACAGCCGCCUUCUUACUAGGAUCCAGUGCGCAAGGACAUUUGACGGACAUAAACGGCGACACCGCGUUGCAUUGGGCCGCGUACAAGGGCCAUGCCGAGCUGAUCAAACUGUUGAUCUACAGCGGCGUGGAUUUACAGAAGCCUGAUUACUUUGGCUCGACGCCGCUUCAUCUCGCUUGCCUAUCCGGCAAUGUCAGCUGUGUCCGGAUCCUCUGCGAGAAAAGUAAGAUUGAGCUCGAGCCGCGCGAUAAAAACGGCAAGACACCGUUGCAACUGGCCAAGAGUCACCGUCACUCGGAGAUCGUGCGCAUUCUGCAAGCAGAACAAAAACGCCGAGCUAGAUGGAUACCGCCCAUUAAUGAACUAUGGGCGCUAUUGUUUGGCGGAGCAGGCAAUAGCAAGGGACCAUUGCUACUGUUCAUGAUAUCCGUCCUGCUAUGGGGAUACCCGAUGUAUCUGUUAAAGUGUAUUCCGUUAACAUGGAAUCUCCUGCGCGGUAGCCAUUACUGUUUCAUUUACUGGAACAUCCUCAUGUGGAUUUCCUGGAUUGUAGCAAACAGAAGAGACCCUGGUUACGUGCCGCAGAACAGCGAUACCUAUUACAGAGCGAUAAAACAGAUUCCAUACUUCGAUAAAUGGAAAAAGCGCAACGUUUUACUAUCGCGAUUAUGUCACAGCUGUAGAUGUUUCAGACCCCUCCGGGCUAAACAUUGUAGAAUCUGCAAUAGAUGCGUCACGUAUUUCGAUCAUCACUGUCCGUUUAUAUAUAAUUGCGUCGGCUUGAGGAACAGAAUGUGGUUCUUCCUGUUCGUCAUGUGCGUGGCGAUAAACUGCUCAUUCACCUUAUAUUUCGCAUGUUAUUGUAUCGCGAUUGAAGGAAUUCAAUUGCUGUAUGUUCUUGGCGUACUAGAAGCUCUCGUCUUUUGCGGACUUGGCUGGAUUCUAACAUGCACUUCGGUCUUACAUGCUUGUAUGAAUUUGACUACCAAUGAAAUGUUCAAUUACAAGAGAUACUCGUACUUGAGAGACAAAAGGGGCAAAUACUUGAAUCCUUUUAGUCGAGGACCCGUGCUCAAUUUCAUCGAGUUUUUCCUCUGCCCACCAGAUCAUCAAAUAAAUGAUCCUCAACAUUAUCAUAUUCUUUCAGAAGAUGUAAUGUAACGUUACAUAAAGGUCCUACAAAUCUUUGAUUAAUUUAUGUCACGCACUCUCUUGCACAGAGAAGCGUCAAGCGCGACCACUAUAAUAUACAUAUAUACAUACAUACAUACACACACAUACAUACAUAUAUCUGUGUGUAUAUAUGAUACACUAUUUUUUCAAAUUAACAUAUGUACAUUUGCACAUAAAAUAUAUUAUUGCCACUUAUGAAAUAUUCACAUUUCUCAUAGUUUAUAUUGCUACAUUCUGCUGCCAGAACACAAACUUGCAUAAAUGUAGUAAAAAGUU